UGGCGUGUAGAUCUGCAGGUUUGCGCAACGCAUGAGACCCUGGACCAGUCGCCAGAAGCCCAGGAACGUCACAACCAGGAAACGCAGUGAGAAGUGAGAGAAUCUGGAGUAAACAGAAGUGAAUCUUGGUGGUUUGUGGGAAAAUGGCCUCGGGUUCCCCCAUGGUGAAUGGGGAUCUGUCUCACCCCAUGCAGUCUCAGACUGCUGCUGCACCACAAGAAGAGGAGACGCUCCAGCAGAUGAACAUCCUCAUCAAGGAGAACCGGGAGCUCAAAGAAGCCCUGAAACAGACUAACCUGUCGAUGAAGGAGAGGUUCGAGGGACUGUCUGCCUGGAAGGAGAAGCAGAAAGAGGAGAGAGGGUUCCUGGAGAAGCGACUCGAGGAGGCCAAGCAGAGAGUCCAAACUCUGGACAGCGAGAACGAGUUGCUAAAGAAACGUGUGCUGGAGAUGGAGAAACAGCAUUCUGGUGCAGAGGAGGGUGAUGGUGGCGGUCUGCAGGCCAAGCUGGAGGUGUUAACGAGUCAGAUCGCCCGCCUGCAGGCGGAGAAGAACGACCUGGUAGCUAUAAACUCUGAACUGCAGCUGAAGAUGAGCCAGGCAUCUCCGGAAGAUUCCUUCAUCGAGAUCCGCAUUGCCGAGGGUGAGAUGAACGUGACCAGAGAUUUGCCUCCUCAGAAAGACCUUUUUGCAUCGAGCACGAUUAAAUCCGACAUGGCUGGGUCUCGGCUGGAAUCAGAGGAGCAGACGGUGAGUCAGCUCCUGCAGUCUCUGAGACUCGAGACACAACAAAAAGAGCAACUGCAAGUCAAAUUACAGGCUGCAGAGAAGAGGAUUGCAGAACUGGAGAUGAAGGAACCCAACAGCGAGAGUGGAACCCAGACGUCUUUGCCCUGUGUGACACAGGAAAUGCAGAGCAAGAGCUCUCAGGAGGAAACAGACAAAUCUGCCUCUGAGGUGGAGAACCUGAAGACUCAGUUGAUGGGUUUGUUUAAAGAGCUGCAGCAGGCUCAGAGUAAACUGGACGAGGCAGAGAAAAUGAAGAAGAACCUCCAGGACAGGUGUAAGGAGCUGGAGCAGGACCUGGGCACGCUGAAGACUCAGCUCGGGGAGAGAGAGCAGCUGCAGGCUGAGAACGACAGACUGAAGGUGCAGCUGGAGAGCUUGCAGGCUGCCAACAAACUGGAGCAGAAGAAGGUUCAGGAUGAAAGGACUGCUUUGGCCCAGCUGAAGGAUGCGUACACCAAGCUGUUUGAGGAUUAUGACGAACUUCAGAAAGAGAAUAAAAAACGACAGGGAAGCGUAUCACAGGAGGAGUACAGUGAGCUUCAGUCCAGGAUUGCUGCAGCGGAACAAGCUUUAGCGGACAAGCAGCAGAAGAUCGACUUAAUGAAGCAAGAGCUGUAUGAGAAGGACAAAGAGCUGGAGACCGUCUCUGUAUUCAAGGCUCAGGCAGAGGUGUAUUCCUCAGAUUUCUACGCCGAGCGAGCUGCGAGGGAGAAGAUUCACGAGGAGAAAGAGCGCCUGGCUACUCAGCUGGAGUUUUUCAAGAAGCAGAACAUCCAGCUACAGGAUGAAGUGGAGUCAAUGGGCAGGCAGUCUAUGAGUGAGAUGCAGAGGAGACACGUGCCUCAUGGUGCAAACCCAGGCGAUCCUCCACCACACCACCACCUGCAGGGAGGCAGAGUUGAUUGGCAGCAGCAUGUGAAUAUUCCCGAGCACGCCUGUCCUAAAUGUGGGGAAGUCCUUCCUGAUCUGGACACUCUGCAAAUCCAUAUCAUGGACUGCAUCAUCUGAGCAUCAACACCCUGUUAGUGUCGUACACGUCUUCACCUGAGUGACACGACGAACGGGACGGCAGGAUCUGAGAAUGCAUUUACUAUACAAAACCCAUUGCACUCGUAUCUAACAAUCUCCAUCGAGAAUUUCGUUCAAUUUACUCUGUAGUUGCUCUGCAGAUCUUAAUCACUUACCCUUCUUAAAUAUGUACCGGAUAUGACCGAGGGCACGGAACUGAUCUAUAUAUCUUGUGGUAAGAUGCUUCGACUUUAAAUGAUUAUGAGGUGAAUGAAGCUAAAAGAAUGGGAGAGUCCAAACAGGAGGCUGGAAAUGAAUGCGGACGGUUGAAUAAAGAGUAGGAGCUAUAUUUAUGUUUAUAUUAUAUUAUAUAAUAUAAUAUAAUAUAUAGCCAGAAGCAAAAGUGAAGGUGGGAAUUGUUUAAGUACAUUGCUUUGAUUUAUAUUUAGAUUACGAUUUAUUUUUGGAGACGGUAUUUUGUGUUCAAAUAUAUUUACGUUUAUUAGAAUGGGAGGGAGAAAAUGCACAGGGAGUGUGUUAAAAACUCGAUCUUAGCAAAUGGUUUAUGUCGAGGUGAAUACAAGUAGCGUGUAGGACGGAUAAAGCUUUAAAAAUGCUCUAAUGCUUUAUUAUUUAUGCAGGGGUCUUGUGUCGUCUUUGCUAACAAGAGUAAAGCUGUAGCUGAGUUCAGGUGCUGAUGCAAUUAUACCACCUAUGCAUCCACAUUUAGCCUGUAAUACAAUAAAAACGUUCAAAUAAAAUGCUAUAUUAUCUAUA
This is a messenger RNA of Ictalurus furcatus (blue catfish), 2573 nucleotides long. RefSeq names its product optineurin (gene optn). Lineage: Eukaryota; Metazoa; Chordata; Actinopteri; Siluriformes; Ictaluridae. The record is from RefSeq and is a predicted model, not a curated record. Bases 144 to 1796 code for a protein of 550 amino acids. Gene Ontology annotation, molecular function: K63-linked polyubiquitin modification-dependent protein binding. Gene Ontology annotation, cellular component: cytoplasm; Golgi apparatus; nucleus. Gene Ontology annotation, biological process: Golgi ribbon formation; protein localization to Golgi apparatus; regulation of canonical NF-kappaB signal transduction. The transcript has 14 exons.